UCUGUGACUCUCCUUUCCUUCAUCCAUGGAGUUCCAGGUGGCACCACGGUGCUGGUGGAGCUGACCCCUGACCUCCACAUCUGUGGCAUCUGCAAGCAGCAGUUUAACAACCUGGAUGCCUUUGUUGCUCACAAGCAAAGUGGCUGCCAGCUGAGUAGCACGGCGGGGCCGGCCCCCAGCACGGUCCAGUUUGUGUCGGAGGAGACAGUGCCAGCCACCCAGACGCACACCACCACCAGAACCAUCACCUCGGAGACCCAAACCAUCACAGUUUCAGCUCCAGAAUUUGUUUUUGAGCACGGCUAUCAAACUUACCUCCCCACGGAAAGCAAUGAAAACCAAACAGCCACAGUCAUCUCUCUGCCUGCCAAGUCACGUGCCAAAAAACCCUCAGCCCCACCUGCUCAGAAAAGGCUGAACUGCUGCUAUCCAGGUUGCCAAUUCAAGACUGCUUACGGCAUGAAAGACAUGGAGCGCCACUUGAAAAUCCACACUGGCGACAAGCCCCACAAGUGUGAGGUCUGCGGCAAGUGCUUCAGCCGCAAGGACAAGCUCAAGACACACAUGCGCUGCCACACGGGCGUGAAGCCCUACAAGUGCAAGGCCUGCGAGUAUGCAGCGGCCGACAGCAGCAGCCUCAACAAGCACCUGCGGAUCCACUCGGACGAGCGGCCCUUCAAGUGCCAGAUCUGCCCCUACGCCAGCCGCAACUCCAGCCAGCUCACCGUGCACCUGCGCUCCCACACAGCUUCAGAGCUAGAUAACGAUGUGCCAAAGCCAGCUUGUCCCCCCACGGCCGGCAGUGACACCCAGAAAACCCCCGUCACGGCCCCUUCCUCGGAAUCCAGGGAGCCAGCAGCGACCCUUGGAGAGCGGACGUUCAACUGUUGCUACCCAGGCUGUCACUUCAAAACUGUCCAUGGCAUGAAGGAUCUCGACCGCCACCUCAGAAUCCACACGGGCGACAAACCGCACAAGUGUGAGUUCUGUGACAAGUGCUUCAGCCGGAAGGACAACCUGACAAUGCACAUGAGGUGCCACACCAGCGUGAAGCCCCACAAGUGCCAUCUGUGUGACUACGCGGCCGUGGACAGCAGCAGCCUCAAGAAGCACCUGCGGAUCCACUCGGACGAGCGGCCGUACAAGUGCCAGCUCUGCCCCUACGCCAGCCGCAACUCCAGCCAGCUCACCGUGCACCUGCGCUCCCACACAGGGGACACCCCCUUCCAGUGCUGGCUCUGUAGCGCCAAGUUCAAAAUCAGCUCGGACUUGAAACGGCACAUGAUCGUGCACUCGGGGGAGAAGCCCUUCAAGUGCGACUUCUGUGACGUGCGCUGCACCAUGAAGGCGAACCUCAAGUCGCACAUCCGCAUCAAGCACACCUUCAGGUGCCUGCACUGCAGCUUCCAGGGCCAGGACCGCGCCGACCUGCUGCAGCACAGCCGGCUGCACCAGGCCGACCACCCCGAGAAGUGCCCGGAGUGCAGCUACUCGUGCGCCAGCAAGGCGGCCCUGCGCGUGCACAGCCGCGUGCACUGCAAGGACCGCCCCUUCAAGUGCGACUUCUGCAGCUUCGACACCAAGCGGCCCAGCAGCCUGGCCAAGCACAUGGACAGGGUGCACAGGGACGGGGCCAAGACGGAGAACCGGGCUCCGCAGGGCAGAGACGGGGCCCGGGAGGGUGGCUCCCCGCACGUGGCCAAAAUAGUGACCCAGCGGGCCUUCCGCUGUGAGAUCUGCGGCGCCUCCUUCGUCAGGGACGACUCUCUGCGCUGCCAUAAGAAGCAGCACAGUGACCAGAACGAGAGCAAGAACUCGGACCUGGUCACUUUCCCCCCUGAAAGCAGCGCCCCGGGGCAGCUGGGCGCUCUGGUCUCGGUGGGUCAGCUGGAGGCGGCCCUGGAGGCCAGCCAGUGCCUCUAGCCCAGCCCCUCUGGGGGGGGCUGUGCCCCCUGCAGCCUCCGGAGGUGGCGUCUGCAGCCACAGGGCACCAGGACAGCCGUCCCCGCGGUGACAGAGUCCCCCAAUUUGACUUGGUCGGGUAAGGGGGACGGGGUGACCUUGGAGUGCCCGUUUCUCUAGAAAGGAUGGCUCCCUGUGGAUUCCAUCCAUUUCCGAAAGCGCUCCAUCUCCGAUGGAACGAUUAAACCACGUGGGAAGCCGCCGCCAAACUGACCUGGACACUGAUCGGGAUGAGCCAGACACAGAUGAGCGCCCGGCGCGGAGGGCCUCGGGCGCGGACAGGGGCUGUUGCUAACCCGGUGGUGGGAAGGGCGUUUGUCUUACACAUUUUUGUGUGGUUCCCUUUAUCUCUUGUCUUAUAAUAAAAGGCACACUGGCU
Messenger RNA from Condylura cristata (star-nosed mole), 2341 nucleotides. RefSeq names its product ZFP64 zinc finger protein (gene ZFP64). Gene Ontology annotation, biological process: regulation of gene expression. The transcript has 8 exons. The annotation marks the transcript as partial. The record is from RefSeq and is a predicted model, not a curated record. NCBI's taxonomy places the organism in Eukaryota, Metazoa, Chordata, Mammalia, Eulipotyphla, Talpidae. Gene Ontology annotation, cellular component: nucleus.